AAUUGAAAACGUAGUCAAGUGAGAAUAAACACGGUGAAGUAUAACCUGAAAAAUUGCGUUUUUAUUAUGAAGUGCUGUUUUUAAAUAUUUUCAAGAACAAUUUAAAUUAUUUAUUUUUAUUAAAGACUUACAUUAUAUAAAUACUAUGGUGAGAGUUUGUACUGUGAAAAGUUGCCCAAGUGGCCGGAAAAGUAAAAAAGUAGUAAAAGAAACAUUGUGUUCUGUGUCUUUUUUUCAAGCAAAAACCCCAGUAAGGUUACAACAUUGGUCCAAAUCUUUGGGUGUAGCGUUGAAAGCAUCCGAUUACAUUUGUCAAUUUCACUUCAAGGCAAAAGAUAUAAAUAUGUAUGCCAAGAUUGUCAUCGGAAAUGAAGUUCACUUACAUUCUUUAGGCAGAAAAGAUUUUACAGAAGAAGCAGUGCCGACGAUCGAACAUCAGUUGCAGCUCAAUCCUGAACUGCAGCAACAAGAUCAGCAACAACUAGAGCAAGAGCAACAUCAACCAGAUCAAGAGCAACAGCAGUCGGAACAAGAGCAACUGCAAUCAGAGCAACAGCAACUAGAACAAGAGCAACAGCAACCAGAACAAAUACCGGAAAUUGUAAAACCAAUUUCAUAUUUAAGAAAAAAAUAUGCAUUACUACCCCAGAAUUGGUCUUACGCUGAGAAACCUGACGCAAUGGAAUUUAUUCGGAUUGAUCCUGUGCGAAUGCAGAUCCAGAAUCAUAUAGCUUUAAAUAAGGAUUUCUCUAUUUCGGUAAUUUUUACAAAUUUUGAAAGAGUCAAUUUAAAUGAUAAAUUAUCUUCACCUGAUGAAAUAUUUGAUUAUUUAAAAUCUGUGGAAAAAUGGCCGUUAUGCGUUGGCACGCAAAUUGAGAAACAAAGAUACUCUAGUCAAUGCAAACGAGUAGUCAUCGGUGAUGAAGCUUAUCAAAGGAACCAAAUAAAUCCUAGAUGUAAAUCUUGCAGAGUUCUCCGAAGACGGUUACAGAGCAAGCAUAGUUAUCAAGCAAUGUAAACGGGGAAAAAUAUGUCUGAUUUAAUUUACGAAAUAUUUAUUUUUGAAAAUUAUCUAUUUUAUUUUAAUGUUUCAUCGUUUUAAUCGUGUUUUAACUAUCACAAUUACGAAGACUGAGCAAUUAAGUUUUAAAUGCAUUUAUUACUUUUUUAAGACUCAUUGUUUUUGAAUAUAUAAGCAGUAUUUAAUAAUUGUUGAGUAUUAAUAAUUAUGUAAGAAUGUUCUAUUUUUUUAAAUACAUUUAUUUACUCAA
Molecule: messenger RNA, 1271 nt
Organism: Microplitis mediator
Lineage: Eukaryota; Metazoa; Arthropoda; Insecta; Hymenoptera; Braconidae
Product: putative mediator of RNA polymerase II transcription subunit 26
Exons: 4
Coding region: 146-1018 (290 amino acids)
Source: RefSeq, a predicted model, not a curated record